Molecule: messenger RNA, 653 nt
Organism: Vitis riparia (riverbank grape)
Lineage: Eukaryota; Viridiplantae; Streptophyta; Magnoliopsida; Vitales; Vitaceae
Exons: 3
Coding region: 85-444 (119 amino acids)
Biological process (GO): photosynthesis
Cellular component (GO): photosystem I
Source: RefSeq, a predicted model, not a curated record
GAGGUGUGGACCAAAGAAAACUCAUCAUAAUCAGCAUCAUCUCUUCAUUCACACACAGCUGGUAGUAGUAAAGGAUUGUACGCAAUGGCACAAGCUGUUAAUUCCUUAAGCAAGUUUGCUUCACAAAAUGUACAGGCAAUUCAUGGAGGAAAAGGAAAAGGAAGCAUAACAACAAGAACCACAGAAAUAGGAAGGAGAUCAGGUCUCCUCCUGUCCUCUGUCCUUGCUGCUUCUCAAGUCAGUGACUCCAGGACUGAGCUUCUUAAAAAAUAUCUGAAGAAAUCAGAAGAAAAUAAGGCCAAAAAUGACAAGGAGAGACUGGAUAGUUUUUACAAGCGGAACUACAAAGAUUACUUUGAAUUUGUAGAAGGAUCUUUGGCAGGGAAGGAGCAGCUAUCUGAAUCAGAGAAGGGUAUUCUUGAUUGGCUUAAAAAGAACAAAUAAGGCCACUUCAACAGUUGAUCGGUAUAUUAUGACGGAUUUAGUGUCAAUUUAUAUUAAAUUUCAGGAAAAACUUAUUGUGUUUGUAGGCACUAUGCAAGUAGAUAAGCUUCUUAAAGGAUGUGGUUGAUAAUUUUUCACAUUACUAGUCUAUUUUAAUUUGUAUAGUACCAUUUAAAAGUUACAUUUUUAUGCCACUUUGUUCAGACUGA